AUGUUAUUCGGUGGAGGGUCGAGAAAGGUUUUGUUUAGGACGAGUAGGAGAGAUGUUUUUGCGAACUAUUUGAAUAUCAGAAAUCAGUCAUCAUUCACUUUGACCAAUAGUCAAAUAUUGCAACAAAAACAACAAGUCAAGCAAUCGAAGACAGAAAAUGCAUCUUCUAAUUCUGAAAAUGAUAAGGGUAGUUGCGAGAGUGUUAAUGAUGGAGUUCAAGGUAGUACAAAACUGGCUAGUGAUAAACCGGUUUCUUAUCACAAAAAAAUGGGUAAGACUUUGUCUGAUGAGUCAGUAUUCUCAGGGGAUAAUACAAAAUUAGAUUACUCUUGGUUACCCAAAGUUCCAUCUACUGAGAACUUAAAUCAUAGGGAAAUAAGGACAAGUGCAUUAUAUUCUGGAUACAGACCAAUCUAUAUAAACUCUAAAGGAUCUGGGAAAAAUAAAUUGUCUGGGACAAUGAAAAAUGGGGUGAACAGUACAUUUUAUGAGAUUGCAAUGAAAUUAGAGAAUCCGUCUCCAUGGAUGUCAUCAGCAACAGGUAUGGAACUUUAUUCAGAAUGGGAUCAUGUUCCUUUGGACGUUUUGAAAGAUUUGAAACCAUUUCACCCCCCUGAAGAGACGAAUAGUGAUCCAUCCAAUUCAGAUUUAGAGUCAAUGAACAAACUUAAAAAUGAAGUUUUGGCAAAAGAAAGGAACAAAUUGAUCAAUCGUACCAAAGGGAGAAAGAAACCCAUAACUCGAUUAUUACAAUUAAUGAAACAGUUUAAGAAGAAUAAUGAUUAA
This is a messenger RNA of Vanderwaltozyma polyspora DSM 70294, 786 nucleotides long. RefSeq lists its product as uncharacterized. Bases 1 to 786 code for a protein of 261 amino acids. NCBI's taxonomy places the organism in Eukaryota, Fungi, Ascomycota, Saccharomycetes, Saccharomycetales, Saccharomycetaceae. The transcript has a single exon. The record is from RefSeq and is a predicted model, not a curated record. Gene Ontology annotation, cellular component: mitochondrion.